AUGAUUGGCCAGAAGACCCUCUACUCCUUCUUCUCCCCGAACCCCGCCGGGAAACGACGUACCCGCAGCCCCGAGCCGGCCGACCCAGGGACCGGCGUGGCGGCGGUAGCUGAGGAGAGCGGGGAUGCGGCGGCCAGCCUCGCCAAGAAGGCCCGGGCCGGACAGGAGGACCCCGGCACGCCCCCCACCUCGCCGCUGAGCCCCGAACAGUUGGUCCGCAUCCAGAGGAACAAGGCCGCAGCCCUGCUCAGACUCGCCGCGCGCAACGUGCCCGUGGGUUUCGGUGAGAGUUGGAAGAAGCACCUCAGCGCCGAGUUCGGGAAACCAUAUUUCAUAAAGCUCAUGGGAUUUGUUGCAGAAGAAAGAAAACAUUACACCGUGUAUCCACCCCCACACCAAGUCUUCACCUGGACGCAAAUGUGUGACAUAAGACAUGUGAAGGUUGUCAUCCUGGGACAAGAUCCAUAUCACGGACCCAAUCAAGCCCACGGUCUCUGCUUUAGUGUUCAAAGACCCAUUCCACCUCCACCCAGUUUGGAAAACAUUUAUAAAGAGCUGUCUACAGACAUAGAUGGUUUUGUUCAUCCUGGUCACGGAGAUUUGUCCGGGUGGGCCAAACAAGGUGUUCUCUUACUCAACGCAGUCCUCACCGUCCGGGCACAUCAGGCUAAUUCGCAUAAGGAGAGAGGAUGGGAGGAGUUUACGGAUGCGGUUGUGUCCUGGCUAAAUCACAACUCCAGCGGCCUCGUCUUCCUGCUCUGGGGCUCUUACGCUCAGAAGAAAGGCAGUGCCAUCGAUAGGAAACGUCACCAUGUGCUGCAGACUGCUCACCCCUCCCCGUUGUCGGUGUACAGAGGGUUCUUUGGAUGUAGACACUUCUCUAAAACCAAUGAGUUGCUGCAGAAGUCUGGCAAGGAGCCCAUCAACUGGAAGGAUCUGUGACCCUAAACUGGGGAGGCUGUCCCUGGGCCGUCUUUUAGAAGCUGCUAGUGAAGUUACUCACCAAGAGUGGCAGCAAAGGCUCUACUCUGGGACCUUAUGUCUGUCUUUGCAACACGCCUUUGGACUAAAAUAUACCUUCACGGUAUUUGGGAGAGAGAGGCGGUCAAAUACUCCAGACCACCGCUCUCUGUGUCACCUUUAUGGUAAAAGGGGACAGGAGACAGAAGCACCUUGUGGUACAGCCAGCUGUUACUUUAGUUGGACUUUAGGUUGUAAAGUGUUGGGUGUGUUUAUUUAGCAAGGCCCUCCUUUGCCCAGCUUGGCUUCCCGUUCUUGGCCAAGUACACUGCUCCCCGCAUCCUUCUGAGAGCCCCGAGGCUCCUCCUUGCAGGAAGCAGGACAUUUUGCAAGUGCCCAGAAAUUUGGGGCUGAAAGUUCUUGAGGACUGAUCUCUGAGUGAGCCUUCAACAGAUAGGGAGAGGGAAGUGAACUGGGGCUUGUUUUCUAGUUACUCUAUGGGUGUUCCUAGGAAUAAACAGUGGAAGUUGAACUGGAAGAAAGAGAAAGGGGAGUUAUUUUGUUUUUUUUUUUUAUUUUUAUUUUUUUUUUUUUAAAGAGGAAAUGCUUUUCUUCUCUGGAGUAUCUCGAGUUGGGGGAUUUCAGGAAGCACAGAGUGCCAAUUGCUGUUUUUUUAUGGACUGAAAUCACAUGGGGAUUUUUUUUUCAACACUGGUGAAUUUUGCUGUUUUAAAAAUACUUCUGCAGAUGUGUAUAUUUUUUAAUCCUUUGUCGGGGAGACCGUCUUUUAUUAGGUCUGUACCUCCGUCCUACAUCCUGUUAGAGAUGCUGUCGCUGUGUUAGUUGGGGGAAAGGGGGCGUUAACUCCGAGUGAGCUUGGCAAUAAAAAGAUAGUUGAAGUUUCA
Molecule: messenger RNA, 1865 nt
Organism: Lynx canadensis (Canada lynx)
Lineage: Eukaryota; Metazoa; Chordata; Mammalia; Carnivora; Felidae
Gene: UNG
Product: uracil DNA glycosylase
Exons: 7
Coding region: 1-942 (313 amino acids)
Biological process (GO): base-excision repair, AP site formation via deaminated base removal; base-excision repair
Cellular component (GO): nucleus; mitochondrion
Molecular function (GO): uracil DNA N-glycosylase activity
Source: RefSeq, a predicted model, not a curated record